Symphalangus syndactylus (siamang) is the source of this 4517-nucleotide messenger RNA. It is a transcript of the gene DNTTIP2, whose product is annotated as deoxynucleotidyltransferase terminal interacting protein 2. Gene Ontology annotation, molecular function: RNA binding. Gene Ontology annotation, biological process: RNA processing. Gene Ontology annotation, cellular component: nucleolus. The record is from RefSeq and is a predicted model, not a curated record. NCBI's taxonomy places the organism in Eukaryota, Metazoa, Chordata, Mammalia, Primates, Hylobatidae.
CCCUGGCCCUUUGUCUCUGACCGCCCUGGCCUGAACUGGCUGGGCGGAGAUUCUCGCGAAUUAUCGGAUCUACGCGGAAAACGCGCUCGAGGCAAAUCUCUGACGCAUUUCCGGAGCGCCAGGGAAGAGGGAAGUCGUGGUGGUCGCGGGGGAGCCGGAAAGAUGGUGGUUACCAGGUCUGCACGGGCUAAGGCCAGCAUCCAAGCCGCGUCGGCUGAAAGUUCCGGGCAAAAGAGUUCUGCUGCUAAUGGGAUUCAAGCGCAUCCGGAAAGUAGUACUGGAUCUGAUGCCCGAACUGCUGAAUCACAGACCACUGGGAAACAAAGUUUAAUCCCUAGAACUCCUAAAGCUAGAAAGAGGAAGAGCAGAACUACAGGCUCACUACCAAAGGGGACCGAACCAUCUACGGAUGGAGAGACCUCUGAGGUAGAGUCAAAUUAUUCUGUGUCUGAGCACCAUGAUACCAUUUUAAGGGUAACUAGGAGAAGGCAGAUCUUAAUUGCAUGCUCCCCAGUGUCCAGUGUUAGGAAAAAGCCGAAAGUAACUCCAACAAAGGAGUCUUACACUGAAGAAAUAGUCUCUGAAGCAGAAUCUCAUGUUUCAGGUAUUUCUAGAAUUGUGCUUCCCACAGAAAAAACGACAGGAGCCAGAAGAAGUAAGGCUAAAUCUCUGACGGAUCCAAGCCAAGAAUCUCAUACAGAAGCUAUAUCUGAUGCUGAGACAUCAAGCUCAGACAUUUCAUUCUCUGGAAUUGCAACUAGAAAAACCAGGAGUAUGCAGAGGAAAUUAAAGGCACAAACUGAAAAGAAAGGUAGUAAGAUUGUACCAGGAAAUGAGAAACAGAUCGUGGGUACACCUGUGAAUUCAGAGGAUUCAGAUACCAGACAAACUUCCCAUUUACAAGCAAGAUCUCUUUCUGAGAUAAAUAAGCCAAAUUUCUAUAAUAAUGACUUUGAUGAUGAUUUAUCCCACAGAAGUUCAGAAAAUAUAUUAACAGUGCAAGAACAGGCCAAUGUUGAAUCUCUUAAAGAAACAAAACAGAAUUGUAAGGAUUUGGAUGAAGAUGCCAGUGGAAUAACAGAUGAGGGGAAAGAAAUUAAUGAGAAAAGUUCUCAGCUUAAGAAUCUUUCUGAACUUCAGGAUACUAGCCUUCAACAGUUAGUUUCUCAGAGACAUUCAACCCCCCAAAAUAAAAAUGCUGUAUCAGUGCACUCUAAUCUGAAUUCUGAGGCUGUAAUGAAAUCAUUAACUCAGACAUUUGCAACUGUGGAAGUAGGCAGAUGGAAUAACAAGAAAAAGAGCCCCAUAAAAGCAAGUGACUUGACAAAGUUUGGUGAUUGUGGUGGUAGUGAUGAUGAUGAAGAGUCCACAGUUAUAAGUGUCAGUGAAGACAUGAACGGUGAAGGGAAUAUAGAUUUUGAAUGUGAUACCAAACUAUACACGUCUGCGCCCAGCACAUCUCAGGGUAAAGAUAAUUCUGUCUUAUUAGUUCUCAGCAGUGAUGAAAGCCAACAGUCUGAAAACAGUGAGAAUGAAGAGGAUACUUUAUGUUUUGUUGAAAAUAGUGGCCAAAGGGAGUCAUUAAGUGGAGACACAGGAAGUCUGUCAUGUGACAAUGCAUUGUUUGUAAUUGACACAACUCCUGGAAUGAGUGCUGAUAAAAAUUUUUACUUGGAAGAGGAAGACAAGGCAAGUGAGGUUGCCAUUGAGGAAGAAAAAGAAGAGGAAGAGGAUGAAAAAAGUGAAGAUUCAUCAGACCACGACAAAAAUGAAGAUGAGUUUAGUGAUGAAGAAGACUUACUAAAUAGCACAAAGGCUAAACUUCUAAAGUUGACAAGCAGCAGCAUAGACCCUGGUCUGAGUAUCAAGCAGUUGGGUGGUUUGUAUAUUAAUUUCAAUGCAGAUAAACUACAGUCUAACAAGAGAACCCUAACACAGAUCAAGGAGAAAAAGAAAAAUGAGCUUCUGCAGAAAGCCGUCAUUACACCUGAUUUUGAAAAAAAACACUGUGUUCCACCAUAUAGUGAAUCAAAGUAUCAACUUCAGAAAAAACGCAGAAAAGAACGACAAAAAACAGCAGGGGAUGGCUGGUUUGGUAUGAAAGCUCCAGAAAUGACAAAUGAACUGAAAAAUGAUCUCAAAGCACUGAAGAUGAGAGCCAGCAUGGACCCGAAAAGAUUUUACAAGAAAAAUGAUAGAGAUGGCUUCCCCAAGUACUUCCAGAUUGGAACCAUUGUUGACAAUCCAGCUGAUUUCUACCAUUCACGAAUUCCCAAGAAGCAAAGGAAAAGAACUAUUGUGGAAGAACUGCUGGCUGAUUCUGAAUUCAGAAGAUACAACCGGAGGAAGUACUCAGAGAUCAUGGCUGAAAAAGCAGCAAAUGCAGCAGGAAAAAAGUUCCGAAAGAAGAAGAAAUUUCGCAAUUAAGAUUUACCAAGCAAACUGCAACAUUUUACAUUGCUCCUUUAUUUACUUAUUAUAGACGUUUUGAAAACUAACACCAUCAUAUAAAUUAACUUACCAUAGACUGGCCCUGUUCAUACAGGAAUUUGUAUUUGGAAAAAGUUGAUUUGAGAAUCAAUUACAUGCCCUUAGAAAAUAGGGGUGUCUACAAGGCCCACCCUGGCGUAGACUCUUUAAGGGAAAAAAGGAAAAAGAAUCUCAACCAUUUUAAGAUAACUGAUGGUUUGUAAAGUUUUCAAUGCUUAGUUAUUUAAAGAAAAUUUAAUUAAAAGAUAGGAAGUAUACAGUUUGCUAACAUGUUCAAAGAACUUUAAAAGAUCAAAGAUAUAUAAACAUUAUUGUAAUUAAUAGGUAGUUUUAUGUGUGUAUGUGUGAGUGUGUCGGUGUAGGGGACGGGAGAUGGUACAGAGGCAAUGCCCUAUAGUUAGCUAUAAAAUUCAGAUCCAGAAAGUUGGGAUACAAAGAUACGAAGAAUAUGACCUAGAAAGCUUGGGCAGAGGAGCUGUUUUCCUUGCUUGGCAACUGAAACAGGAAGGAAUAAUUGGUUUUUAUCUAGAUUAAGUGUUGUGGUCCAAGUAAAACAGGAUUAAACAAUAUAAUUUUGAGUUGGCCAGGGGUUCUUUGAAGUUAACCCAGCUUACCUCUUCUCCAGUGGUACAGUAUGCACCCUGGCUAAGCUGGUUUCUGGCACCCAAGGAGUGUUGGUCAUUUCUGUUGAUACUUGGUGAGUUGUAGCUUCCUUUAUGUUACUAUUCACUUUAUCUCUAUUUUUCCAGCAUACUGCUUCCUUGAGAUAUCAGCAAAUAUGAAAUAUUUUUUAAUAAUAGUUUUGGGGUACAUGUGUAGAACAUGCAGGUUACAUAGGUAUACACGUGCCAUGGUGGUUUGCUGCACCCAUCAACCUAUCUACAUUAGGUAUUUCUCCUAGUGCUAUCCCUCCCCUAGUCCCCCACCCACAACAGGCCCCAGUGUGUGAUGUUCCCCUCCCUGUGUCCAUGUUUUCUCAUUGUUCAACUCCCACUUAUGAGUAAGAACAUGCAGUGUUUGGUUUUCUGUUCUUGUGUUAGUUUUCCGUUCUUGCUGAGAUGGUUUCCAGCUUCAUCCAUGUCCCUGCAAAGGACAUGAACUCAUGCUUUUUUAUGGCUACAUAGUAUUCCAUGGUGUAUAUGUGCCACAUUUUCUUUAUCCAGUCUAUCUCAUUCACGGGCAUUUGUGGUGGUUCCAAGUCUUUGCUAUUGUGAACAGUGCCAAAGUAAACAUACAUGUGCAUGUGUCUUUAUAGUAGCAUGAUUUAUAAUCCUUUGGGUAUAUACCCAGUAAUGAGAUUGCUGGGUCAAAUGGUAUUUCUGGUUCUAGAUCCUUGCGGAAUCGCCACACUGUCUUCCACAAUGGUUGAACUAGUUUACACUCCCACCAACAGUGUAAAAGUGUUCCUAGUUCUCCACAUCCUCUCCAGCACCUGUUGUUUCCUGACUUUUUAAUGAUUGCCAUUCUAACUGGCAUGAGAUGGUAUCUCAUUGUGGCUUUGAUUUGCAUUUCUCUAAUAAGCAGUGAUAAUGAGCGUUUUUUCAUGUUUGUUGGCUGCAUAAAUGUCUUCUUUUGAGAAGUGUCUGUUCAUAUCCUUCACCCACUUUUUGAUGGGGUUUUUUUCUUGUAAAUUUGUUUAAGUUCUUUGUAGAUUCUGGAUAUUAGCCAUUUGUCAGAUGGAUAGAUUACAAAAAUUGUCUCCCAUUCUGUAGAUUGCCUGUUCACUCUGAUAAUAGUUUCUUUUGCUGUGCAGAAGCUCUUUAGUUUAAUUAGCUCCCAUUUGUCAAUUUUGGCUUUUGUUGCCAUUGCUUUUGGUGUUUUAGUCAUGAAGUCUGCCCAUACCUAUGUCCAAAAUCUCAUAUUUACUGCUUGGAGUCGCAAGCUAGUAAUAGCAGAACUGACAGUAACAUUCAUAGGUGGAGUUAGGGAAGCAUCUAUGUUUGUUCUCUUUUAUAAAAAAAACUACUUUUGUUUCUGGAAUACUAUGUUUUGCCUUCUACUGGAUUAAAUAAGGACCCAGUAUGAGA